Molecule: messenger RNA, 1682 nt
Organism: Eucalyptus grandis
Lineage: Eukaryota; Viridiplantae; Streptophyta; Magnoliopsida; Myrtales; Myrtaceae
Product: probable serine/threonine-protein kinase PBL7
Exons: 5
Coding region: 115-1383 (422 amino acids)
Biological process (GO): protein phosphorylation
Molecular function (GO): ATP binding; protein kinase activity
Source: RefSeq, a predicted model, not a curated record
CUUAACUCUUUCUCUCUCCUCGCUCUGUCUCUCUCUCUUUGUCUCUGUCUCUCUCUCCUCUUGCUUGUGCCUGGUUUGCCCUGUGGGUCUUUCGUUCUGUUCCAUUUUCCGCUGAUGGGUUGUUUUCGCUGCAAUGGGGCAUCGGUUCUUGGGGAAGACACUGACUACGAUUGCAAGAAAGCGAGCGAUCAAGCUCGUUCAGAAAAAACCAGCAGCAGUCCUCGUGGAAGCAGAAAGGUUUUGGAUGUCAAAAAUGAGGACCUCUCUAACCUCCCCAAGAGCAAACAGUUAAAUUCGGAGACGGAUGGAUUGGAUUCAAGUGAUACCACUAAUGAUGGGAGAACCAGCGGCUCACGUGCUCAAACAUUUACUUUCAAUGAGCUUGCUGCUGCAACUGGCGAUUUUAGUUCAGACUUCUUUAUCGGGGAAGGAGGCUUUGGCAAAGUAUACAAAGGGCAUUUGGAGAAAAUUAAUCAGGUUGUAGCCAUCAAACAACUUGACCGAAAUGGACUUCAAGGCACCAAGGAAUUUGUUGUGGAAGUGGCAAUGUUAACUCUAGUUGACCACCCUAAUCUUGUUAAAUUGAUCGGCUUUUGUGCCGAGAGGGAUCAGAGGCUAUUGGUUUAUGAAUACAUGCCACUAGGAUCGUUGGACAAACAUUUGCAUGACCUUCCACCCAGUAGAAAGGGACUUGAUUGGAGUACGAGGAUGAAAAUUGCAGCUGGUGCCGCAAGGGGUCUUGAGUAUUUGCAUGACAAGUUGAAAACUCCUAUUAUCUACCGUGAUUUAAAAUGCUCGAAUAUCUUACUGGGUGAGGACUAUCAUCCCAAAUUGUCAGAUUUUGGCUUAGCUAAAGUGGGUCCGAGUGGGGACAAAACCCAUGUUUCUACAAGGGUUAUGGGGACAUAUGGAUACUGUGCACCGGACUAUGCCAUGACUGGCCAAUUGACAUUCAAGUCAGAUAUCUACAGCUUUGGGGUUGUUCUUUUGGAGAUCAUCACGGGGAGGAAAGCAUUUGAUCCAACUAAAGGUCCCAAGGAGCAAAACCUUGUUGCAUGGGUGCGGCCCCUGUUCAGAGACAGGAAGAAGUUUUCACUGAUGGCUGACCCAAUGCUUGAAGGCAGGUAUCCCUUGAGAGGAUUGUACCAAGCACUAGCUAUUGCUGCAAUGUGUGUCCAAGAACAGCCUAACAUGCGACCUGCCAUAGCUGAUGUUGUCACUGCUUUAAGCUACCUUUCAUCCCAGAAAUAUGAACCUAGUAACCGCAACAUCCACAACACCGACAAAAAUCUUCCUCCUUCAAACACAACGAUGAAGAGCAGUGAGGACAUAAGCACAGGUCAUAGAUGGCCCAAGAAGGAUGAAGAAGUUGGUGGAAGUUAAAAAAGAAGUGCUUAAACUUUGGCGAUGUCCAUAUGAAAAAAAUACCCAGUUAUCGAUUUUUCAAUUGUGCAGAUAGCAGGUGGUAACUAUAUCAUAGUAGAUGUUGUGUAGGUAUAAGGGAAUUUUUUUCCCUUCGGCUUCUCAUCCAAUGUAGAUUGAGUUGAGUUCAAUUUUGUCUGAAGAUGGAUGCCUCAGUGUAAUGACAGGUCGAUAUCUUAAUUCAUUGUGAAUUCAUUCCUAUCUUUUUGGUAUUUUGUCUAAGAUGGAUGCCUCAGUGUAAUAACGCGUUCAAAUCUUAA